AUGGGGAACAGUGCAGCGAGCAACGCCGGGAAGACAAUCGCCAAGGGGAUGAAGCUCCCCAACGUGACGCUGGACAAGGGCUUCCCCCCAAAGAAGAUGCCACUGACGGAAAUCAUCGGCGGCAAGAAGGUGGUCAUGGUUGGCCUGCCGGGGGCCAAGGGCAUCUCUGACGUGAUUGUGUACUGCGUGAAGGACUUAGUGGGAACUGUGAACGACUGUGCCGUGAUGGAUGCGUGGGCUAAAGACCAGAAGAUCGAGGGCUCGAUGUUGUCUUUCUAUGGUGACAGCGCCUCUCUCCUUACCAAAGAGAUUGGUCUUGAGCUUACGCACCCAGGGCCUAUGUCCGCUCUGGGCAAUCCCCGGUGCAAGAGGCACGCCAUGAUCGUGGACGACAUGGAGGUGAAAGAGAUUUUCGUGGCAGCCUCCGAGGAGGACCCAGCCGGUGACGCCAAGCCGGACGACACUUUGGUCGAUAAUGUGCUCAAGACGGAAGAACAUGUCCUCAGGGAAGGCGGCGGCUAUGCCGAGCGGCCAAGGUCGGUGCCGUGGCGGCCGUCGCCCUUCUUUUCGCAGGAGUCCAUCGCCGUGCCCCUCGCGGAGAGAGGUGAGAAUCCUAUAGCUGCAAUGCUGACAGAUGUUGACUCCGCCUGGGCAGAGUCGAGCGUAGAUCUCAUUGUCGGCGCCUCGCGUCAAAAAGCCAAGUACGAAGCACGAGAGGGCGGCUUCCUUGGCGCCAACAAGUUCAAGAAACAAACGCAGGAUUUCAACUACACCGAGCUGCAGAGCUUCCUGCCCAAGCUGUACAUGGCAAGACGGGCCUUCGAAAUUCAGAACAAGCAGCUGAAUGACAGCCGCGUACGUUCCGAAGCCGCCGGCACCUUGAACGUGGGCAGCAUGGGUAUCAAAGGCCUGAUGAAGUUUCUCCAAGAUGCCGCCCCAAAGGCGGUCAAGGAGAAAGAAAGUCAGGCUGCCUACACUGGUCGCUUGGUGGCAAUCGAUGCCAGUAUGUGCCUCUACCAGUUCUUGAUCAUGAUCAGAGAGAACAGGACGGGGACGUACAACAACCUCACGAACGAGGAGGGACAGGUGACGUCUCACAUCAUUGGAAUGCUGACGCGCACGAUCCGAUUGAUGGAGAAUGGCAUCAAGCCUGUUUACGUUUUCGACGGCAAGCCUCCUGAGAUGAAGCUGCUGGAGCUGGAGCAACGAAGGGCGAAGCGCCAAGAAGCUGAAGCCAACCUGCAGGCUGCCAUGGAGACUGGCGACUCCGAGGCGAUCUUGAAGAGCACCAAGGCCACGGUCAAAGUCACCAAGGAACAGAACGCGGAGACCAAGAAGCUCCUCAGGCUGAUGGGCGUCCCUGUGGUGGAGGCUCCCGGUGAAGCUGAAGCGACGUGCGCCGCGCUUUGCCGCGAUGGCAAGGUCUUCGCAGCCGCCACAGAGGAUGCGGACUGCUUGACGUUCGGCACGAAGCUUCUGAUCAGGAAUCUCAUGGCAGCCGAGUCGCAGAAAAAGACGAUUCUGGAGGUGAAUCUGGAGCUUGUGCUGGAACAGUUGAACAUCACGAUGGACCAGUUCAUUGACUUCUGCAUCCUUUGUGGUUGUGACUACUGUGACACCAUGAAAGGGGUGGGUCCCAGCACCGCGAUUAAGCUUCUACUGCAACAUGGAACCCUGGAGAAGGUCAUCGAAGCUCUUGGGCCCGAUAAGGUUCCAGCCAACUUCCGCUACGAGGCGGCACGGAUGUUCUUCAAAGAGUGCGAGGCCGUGGACACCUCCAAGUGCGAGUUCAACUUUGAGGAGCCAGACUUCGACGGUCUCACAAAGUUCUUGGUUGAGGACUGCUCCUUCAGCAAAGAGCGAGUGGAACGCUACGUGGAGCGCCUGAAGAACACAAAGAACCGGACCAAGCAGAGACCGCUUGACAUGUUCUUCGGCUCCUCAAAGGUGCAGAUCAAAGAGUCCGAGAAGUUUGACCCCAACAAAAAAAAGCCUGGCGCAAAGGCAACCGCCAAAGCAGGCACCAAGCGCCCCGGAGCUCCAGCAGGCGGUGCGGCGAAGCGCGGCAAGAAGUGGCUGGGCAUGAGAAUGCAUGAGAUUUCCGUGGGUUAUCAGGGUGAGAGUGGCGGAAGCGAGUGUGAGUCGCCAAUGAUCUUGGGGAAGCCUUGCUUCCGGGGUGAGUGCCGCUUCGUGCCUCCAUCAUUCCGCGAGGUGCCAGACCUGAGUGCAAAAUUCUUCGCACUGCAGAAGGUGGACGUCAACAACCCGGAGACAUACGCUCUUCUGCGAAACAUCAACCGCGAUGAGCCUGUGAGACGACUUCGGAAGGAGCUCUUCCGAGUUCAGCAGUGGGUCAAGUACACACAAGAAGACUACAAUGCGGCAGACACGGAGUACGACCGAGUUAGGCGAGCGCUUGAUGAGGAGGAUUCUCAGUUUCUGCUGCUAUCGAGGUUUGACGGUCGAGUCCCCACGGCUUCGGUCCGUACAGCUCGCCGCAACGUACAAGCCAUCAUCGAUGCGCUAGACGAUCUGUUGGCACUCGUGCCCGAGACUGACCAAGAGGCUGCGAAAGUGGUGGCCGAGAGCAGAGUACUCCCGACGGCAACGCAAGCCCGGCAAACUUGCUUGUUGACACGCAGUUCCUUGUAG
Symbiodinium pilosum is the source of this 2652-nucleotide messenger RNA. The record is from the annotation of a GenBank genome assembly. NCBI's taxonomy places the organism in Eukaryota, Dinophyceae, Suessiales, Symbiodiniaceae.